Molecule: messenger RNA, 681 nt
Organism: Funneliformis caledonium
Lineage: Eukaryota; Fungi; Glomeromycota; Glomeromycetes; Glomerales; Glomeraceae
Source: the annotation of a GenBank genome assembly
AUGUCACGUAAAAGUCGAAUGCAAUGCCCGCGUAGCGAUGCGAUCACCGUGGCGCUUAAACGCAUUAAAGAUUCUCAAGAAAUGACCGAUGGUUAUAUUAAACGGUUAAAAUCUUAUUAUCGAUGUAGUUUGUCUUCAAAAAAAAGGGAACAAUCUUCGUUGAAAUUUUAUGGUUUAACUCGUGAUCCUUCUAACGGAGAGUAUAUGUUGGUCAUUCAAUAUACGGCACAUGGAAAUUUACGUACUUUAUUAAAUACGAACUUUUCUUCAUUUCAUUGGUCCGAAAAAAUUUGGUGGCUUUGUGAUAUAGCUUCAAGUUUGCUCACCAUUCAUAAAUCUGGUUCCCGUCCACAAAUUUCUCAAAGUUUACCGCAUGUUUACAUCAGAUUAGCAUUAGAUUGUUGUAAUACGAAUCCCUCAUCACGUCCAAAUGCUAAAGAAUUAUUAUAUGUUUAUAGUGAUUGGUGGAAAUGCAUCAAUAAUGCUGGUGAUAAAUUAUAUCAAGUACAAAAGGCUUUUAUGGACGCUGAUGAGGUUUUACCAAUGUUGGAACUUGUCAAGAUGAAUACUCGCGUAAAAAAUUCGGAUGCUUUUUAUACUAGUAGAUUACUAAAUUUUGAAGAUGUAUUAAAAAGAGAAAGCUAUUUUUCUAUAAAUUCUGAUGACGAAGUUAUAGAAUGA